AGGUUCACAUCGUUCCUCGCUGGCCCGCCGCGCAGAAUGUCAAGAAGAGCCGAGGCCUGGGCCUCAGCGCCGCCCGGCGCCCCUGUGUGCGCACCUGGCAGCCACAGGAGCUGACGCCGGCUGCGGGCCUAGCAGAGCGCCAGGCAUGCCUUCCCCUGGGGAGCCGCCGCCGCCCUGGGCCUGGAACUCCGAGCCCGCGGACGUCGGGCCGGGGGCGCCGCCUCUCCCCAAAGGUUCCGGGCGUGGGGAGGCCGAGACACGGGAGUGCAUCUACUACAACGCCAACUGGGAGCUGGAGCGCACCAACCAGAGUGGCCUGGAGCGCUGUGAGGGUGAGCAGGACAAGCGGCUACACUGCUACGCCUCCUGGCGCAACAGCUCAGGCACCAUUGAGCUUGUGAAGAAGGGCUGCUGGCUAGACGACUUCAACUGCUACGACAGGCAGGAGUGUGUGGCCACCGAGGAGAACCCCCAGGUGUACUUCUGCUGCUGUGAAGGCAACUUCUGCAACGAGCGCUUCACCCACCUGCCUGAGGCAGGGGGCCCAGAAGUCACGUACGAGCCACCCCCGACAGCCCCCACCUUGCUCACUGUGCUGGCCUACUCGCUGCUGCCCAUCGGGGGCCUCUCCCUCAUAGUCCUGCUGGCCUUCUGGAUGUACCGGCAUCGCAAGCCCCCCUAUGGCCACGUGGACAUCCAUGAGGACCCUGGACCUCCACCCCCGUCCCCUCUGGUGGGCCUGAAGCCGCUGCAGCUGCUUGAAAUCAAGGCUCGGGGGCGCUUCGGCUGUGUCUGGAAAGCGCAGCUCAUGAAUGAUUUUGUGGCUGUCAAGAUCUUCCCACUCCAGGACAAGCAGUCGUGGCAGAGUGAGCGGGAGAUCUUCAGCACGCCCGGCAUGAAGCACGAGAACCUGCUACAGUUCAUUGCCGCUGAGAAGCGAGGCUCCAACCUGGAGGUGGAGCUGUGGCUCAUCACGGCCUUCCACGACAAGGGCUCCCUCACAGAUUACCUCAAGGGGAACAUCAUCACGUGGAAUGAACUGUGUCAUGUGGCAGAGACAAUGUCAAGAGGCCUCUCGUACCUACACGAGGACGUGCCCUGGUGCCGUGGCGAGGGCCACAAGCCAUCUAUUGCCCACAGGGACUUUAAAAGCAAGAAUGUAUUGCUGAAGAGUGACCUUACAGCUGUGCUGGCUGACUUUGGCCUGGCUGUUCGGUUUGAGCCAGGGAAACCUCCGGGGGACACUCAUGGGCAGGUGGGCACGCGGAGGUACAUGGCCCCUGAGGUGCUCGAGGGAGCCAUCAACUUCCAGAGAGACGCCUUCCUGCGCAUUGACAUGUACGCCAUGGGGCUAGUGCUGUGGGAGCUCGUGUCCCGCUGCAAGGCUGCCGACGGACCUGUGGACGAGUACAUGCUGCCUUUUGAGGAGGAGAUUGGUCAGCACCCGUCCUUGGAGGAGCUACAGGAGGUGGUUGUGCACAAGAAGAUGCGACCUGCCAUCAAGGAUCACUGGUUAAAGCACCCGGGCCUGGCCCAGCUCUGUGUGACCAUCGAGGAGUGCUGGGACCACGACGCAGAGGCUCGCCUGUCGGCGGGCUGCGUGGAGGAGCGGGUGUCCCUGAUCCGGAGGUCGGUCAACGGCACUACCUCGGACUGCCUUGUCUCCCUGGUGACCUCUGUCACCAAUGUGGAUCUGCCCCCUAAGGAGUCGAGCAUCUAAGCCCAGGACACGUGGACCUCCAGACUCAGUGGCUCUGAAGAGGAAAGGAGAAAGAAAAGUUGUGUUUUGUUUUGGAAAUCCCAUAACACCAACAAACACAUAAAAUGCAGCUGCUAUUUUACCUUGACUUUAUUAUUAUUAUAAUUAUUAUAAUUAUUAUUAUUAAUAUUAUUUUUGGGAUUGGAUCAGUUUUUACCAGCACAUUGCUCUACUGUAUCGCAAACAGUGGACACGUCAGCAGGCGCUGAGGUGCUGAGCUGUGAAUGCCGAACCAGCGCCGCUGAAGAGCCUCGGCCACCUCCCGCCCUCGGGGUUCAUUUUUCCCGCUUUCUCUUUGUUUGUCGUCUCAGAAUCUGUGACACAAAGAAACCCAUCUCCUGUCUUAGGAACCUUAAUGCUGCAAACUCUACCUAGAGAAACCUUUGAAGACUGUUACAUAAGAACACAUCUUCCUCAAAGGAGGAGGUUCCCUCUGCCCCCAUCCCCCUGCCCUGUCCCUUUUACUCUUUUUUCCCCUUUUUAGACAGUGAGUUGAAGAAGCAGCAGACGUGUCUUUCACGGAUUAACGGGUGUUGUCCUGACCGAGGAAAACUGGGCUGAAGAUGAGGAUGGUUUGGACUGGAGCUGGAAGGGGAGGACAGAGCUGGGGGUGGGGGGUGGGGGCACAGCUACACUGGACUCGGGCACAUUCGGAGCAACAUCCUUGGCCAUGAGACUACUUCUCAGGUAACCAGGAAUCGCGGGGAAGGAUUGUGAGGAGGCUGAGCAUUAACAGCGAGAGUGGGGUUUGGAGAAAGUCUGAAGUCAGGUGUGGCUUUGACCCACCUGUUGGCCCUGACCAGUUUUUUCCACUAAUUUGGGCUUGGGCGUAGGAGAGAACAUUUUUUUCUGCCCUGAUUUUAAGGUUAGGCAAGGGUAGAAAUCAUCACGUUUUACUGAGUAUGUUCUUCAUUAAGACGUGAUACUGUAAAUAUCUUUAAUGGAGGAAAAGUUGAAAUUUGUACCUUGCUUCCUCCUGGAGCAGUUCAGGGAAAUGCCCAUGGGGGGGCGCCCUGCACAAGCAGGGUGAGAGGAUUUCCUGGGUGGGGCCUGCCAAGGCCUGCCUCUCUGGAGAGCCCCAGAGUCCUGCAGCACUGGCUCUGCCCUGUGUGGUGACAUCACUGUCCCUUCAUGUGGUACGUGGACAUAGCUUUCUCCAGACCCCUUAAAGAGGUGCAUACUCGAAAAACUGUCUCUAUUAUGCCAUAGCCUUGCUCUAGUCAGUGAAUGUUCCUAAUGCUGCUGUUUCAACAUUUGAAUUUUUUUUAAUUUAUGAAACAUGCAAAUUUUUUUAAAAAACAAAACACACACAUCCACAUAUACACACAUGCUUUGCUAUGUGGCUUCCGAGGUUUAAAUUUUGAAAAGUAAAAGAAUUGAAUCUUCACGACCACAGACCACCUCAAACCAGAAAUACCUCAGAAUUUUCUACUUGUGUAAGUUUAUUAUAUAUUUUAUUAGUUGUGUUGUCUUGUAGUAAGUAUAUUUUAAUGUAAGUUGGCUUUUAUGACAAAGUUUAAAAGAAAUAGAGAAAAAGAAAAAAAAGUUGUGAGUCUUCUAGGGAGUGCUACCAUUUUUCUUUGAUAACGCCCCCUUGUAAAUAACUGUCAUCAACUGUAGGUUGGCUGUCUGGGCCGAGUCUGGGCAUUCAUCACUCUUCUUUGUGAAGGCUUUUCCUUCCAGUUUCUUUAGACCAUUUUAUUUGAAAACUGGAUCUCUUAACUUGAGGGCAGGCAAGUUGGUGGGCGAUGGGGAGAUAGGGAGAGAUUGGCUUGGAUGAGGAUGGGAGGCGGCGCCUCUUCCUGAGUUAUUUGGAGGUUCCGAUGUUUCCCUGGACCUGACGGGUGGCCCCACUUUCACUUGAUAGCACUGUGGCCCUUAGACCCGUGUGAGGUAAUUUGGCUUGAGACUUGAUUUCUUAAGUAAAUGAGCAGCAGUGCUUGUGGAGUUGAUCCGUGGGUCUCUGGAUCCACAGCGCCCGGGCCAGUCUGUGACAACAUGUCUGUGUGGUGAGGGCUCAGUGCCGUGUGCUGCGUGGGGUCUGGGGCCCCUGGGCUGUGUCCGUCUCUCUGCGUGUCUGGGCAUAGGGUGCUGUGGGGGGCAAGUUAGCUUCCCUCUCAGAGCUCAGUUUUUGCUUCAUGUGUCAGAAUGUGAGCUGGCAAGGUGGCUACAGGGACAGGUUUUUGUUUUUCGUUGUUGUUGUUAAGUUAUUUGUCUUUUUCGUCUUUUCUCUUUUAAAGUAUUUUGUGGUGUGGUAUUUUUCUUCCCUCAGAAUAAUUUUUACAGCAAAAUGGGCCUUACAGCAGUUGCUUUUCUUUUCCACUUAUUUCUUUCAGAAGCUUUAAAAUAUUUAUUGAAAAGUGCCAUAUCUGAUUUCUCCAGCUUUCUCCUCAGGCAGUGCCAGGCAUCUCUACUUUUCAACCCUCAGAAGAAACAAAUAAACCCCUAACAAAUGUAGCUUAUUUUCUAGGGGGAUGAUCAAGUCCCCGAUCCUACCCUACUCGGUGUGGAACACUAAACCCCAGCCUCUCUGUUCCAUUUUAGAUUUCCCCUGGGCGCUUUUUCCUUUGUGUGCUGGCUUGGUUCUUGUGAGAGCAAGUUUGGACCUGGCUGUGGGGGCCUGUGCGGGGCUGUGCUGUGGGACCUGCAGGGCAGGCAGGCCGGGCAGGGGAGGCCUUUUGUCUGGGGAGGCUCCCUCUUUGCUGACCCUGUGCUCAGUCAUUGUCGCUCCCUUUGGGGCCUUGGCCCCAGAGUAAGGAAUCCAGAGGUGGCCCCUGUGUGGCCUGGCUGGGCAGAGGGGAGGGUUGAGGGGUGCAGUUCUUGUGGCCUCUGGUGGCCUUUCCCCACGAGCUGUGCCCCUGACGGUGCUCACAGCUAGGAGAAGGUGGGUGUCUCCUUCCAGGGCGUGCCGCUGGGGGCCUGGUGGGUCUUUCGCCUCAUGCGUUAUGUAUGUUAUGUCUGUUGCCGCGUAUUUUCUGGGAAGUGGACCAUCCAGAGCUCUGGUUUGUGUUGACUGGGCUGUGAGGCCUCUGCCUGGGCUCUCUUCCACAAAGACUGCACACAGGCUCCACUUCUGGGGAGCCUCAGAUCACCGAUGCACCUUUCUUCCCUGCCAAGCUCUGUGGAGGACCGGUGGAUAUCAAGGCUGGCAUUCAUUGUUUUUCCUGCCUCGUCCCUGGUGGCCGUGUCAGGGGACAGAAGUGGCCCAGGACCCCCAUCCUGUCCUUGCUGGUGUACUGUCAUCCGAGCAGACUCCUGGCUGUGGGGGGGACUUGUGGGGAGAAUAUGUUCUGUUUGGAAACACCCGUGAUCACUGUGGGGUGAUAAUCCUGAGCCAGAGAGAUCCAGGAGUGAGCAGGGGAAGGAAGAGACCUGGACAGCCAACUGUGUCACAGUGUCCAGCAGAAGAAUCUUAAAGACAUAGUCAUUUGCGCAUCCCAGGGCUGGCGUGAGCUGGGUUUUCUCCCCAGGUGUUGGUCCCUGCCUAGGGUCCUUUGAGUGAAUUACUUGGGUUCAGGGGCUGAACUGUUCGUAGGAGGAAGGGAGGCCCGACUGUGUGGAAACAUGAGCUCCAUCAGCCUUGUGCGCAGAGUGGCCUUCCUGUCCUGUUGGCUCUCAGUAGUGCCAGGUUUGGGGGAUCAGUCCUAGUCCUGGUGGGGAGACUGACUCAGAAUGCAUCCUGUCUGGAUGAGGAGCAUGUGUCAGAACAAGAAGGACCUUGUCCAGCCUCCAAACACUGCCAGGAUGCUUAAUAAGCAGCCCCCUCCCCCCCAUGUUCUCAGCUAAGAGAAAAGCUCUGUUAUCUGCAGGCCACUGAGAUGGUUCUUCCCUGCCCCUAGGGGCCAGCCCUCCUGUCGAGUCAUGCUUUUAGGAAGCUGAGCAUGUGACCCUGCAAUGCUGCUCUGGCCCCUUUCUCUCUACUUGGCCACCUUCUUGCCCUGCCACUCUGCACUGAGUGCUUGUGCUGCGUGUUCGCCGUUUCCUUGGUGGCAAGCUCAGCUGUGCGUUGAGGGUCCACCAUGUGCUAUGUGGGGCUCAGAAAGCCCGUCAUAUGGCCCCUGUGCCCUGAGCCUUGAGGUCAGGGAAGCAGCUGUGCCAUCCAGGGUGGGAGGACUGGCUGGCCCUCUUGCAAGUGGAACUUUGCCUUUUUUAGAAUGCUACGUAAAGUUGACAGCAUCUAUUGGUAAUACGAGGAUUUGAUGGUGUUUUUUAGUAAUUUAAUAAGCAUAGGUAUAUAAGUUUUUAGAAUUGGUACUAGAAGUUGAAUAGCCAAGCAUUAAUCCAGAAAACUUGGCUCACAAGAAAAAUACCUAAAUUAGCACUUUCCAAGUGUUUGAUUGUCGGUGCCAGCUAUUUCAAUAGCUGGUUGGGUUUUGAAUCUUUAGAGAGAAUCCAGGCCUGCCUGGUUCACAGUUCAGGGUCCUCAGACCACACCUUUCUAAGAAGCACAGAGAAUUGACACUCCACCCCACCCCCCACCCCUGCCCCACCCUAGUCCAGGGCAAGCAGCCAGAAAGGAAAGAGGGCAAACUGGCUUUUUGUCUUUGUUUAGGUGACUUGAAUUUUCCUAGGUCAGUGGCUGUUUACAGAAGCUGAACUAGUAAAAUACUCAGCAGCUAAUAUGUUCAGCCUGGUCAGCCUAGUAAUGACGAGUUUAAGUUUUGGUCAAGAGUAAUGUUUAGAGUAAAGAAAGAGGCCCAGUAAUUCAGUUGAUGAUCUGUUUAUAUAUCUUCUCAGUCUAGAUCUGUAAACGUUUAAUGAAUUCAGGGUUAUAGGCAUAGUUCUUUAAGAUUCUUGAUAGUUAAUUUGUAACCAGCAAUUCACCUAUGAAUGUAUCUCAAACCUUUAGGAGGCUUGGGGAAGUUUUUUAAGAUGAUGAUUUAGUUUUGUAGCAAAAGGAAACUGAAGUUUAAAAUGCUCCCUCCCCCUUGGAAAUUAAUUCAUUUGAUUCAGCCACACUUUAAAAACAAUUACCGUUGCCCCUCUGUGUCCACAGGUUUCUCAUUCGUGGGUUCAACACCUUGCAUCAAAAACAUUUGGGAAAAAAAUUGACAGAAUAUUCUGAAAAUCACAACCUGAAUUUGCCAUCUACUGGCAACUAUUUACAUAGUAUUUAUAUUAUAAGGUAUUCUAAGCAAUCUAGAGCCGAUUUAAAGUAUAUGGGAAGGGAGUUCCCUGGUCGCUCAGCAAAUUAAGGAUCUGACAUUGUCAUUGCGCUGGUUUGGGUCAUUGCUGUGGCUCAGGUUUGCUCCCUGGCCUGGGAAUGUCUGCAUGCCUCAGGCGUGGCCAAAAAAAUAAGUGUAAAUAAAUAAAAGUGUACGGGUGGGGGGGGGGCGGGAUCUGUGGAGGUUAUAUGCAAACCUUACAUCAUUUUAUAUAAGAGUUUUGAGCAUCUGUGGAUUUUGGUAAACCCCCCCCCCUUUCCCCCAGCCCCACCACACACAUAGAGAGACAGCUGUAGUAGGUCCAAGAAGCUUAUAAAUUAUCAUCAAGAUAUAAUCCAAAUUACAUAGUGGGAUAUUUUGAAUAUUCCUAUUUUAUACUUAUUUUGGGUCCACUGUAAACUUUGGUGUGGACAAGAUUUUGAAUUUAAAGGAUUUACCACUAUUUAAAUUUUUACCAAGCUCUUAUAUUUUCAUGAUGGUAUGCUCCCAGUGUGAAUGAAGCAGGAUUUUUUCAUUGUGGUCCUCCACGUAUCCCCCUAGUGCCAAAACCAGUGAUAUUUUAUUUGCUCCUAUGGCAGCUCGUAGUGAUAACACAAGUGUUUUUCCCUCAUGAACUAGAAUGCAUUUUCUCUGAAUGCCCACAUGUGUGGUGGGCCCCGCGCUGCCCUCUCUUCUCUAAGAGAGUCUUUAGAUUGUCCGGGGCCUAGGCAGUUCUGAGAACUACUGCGAGCCAACUACAGGACACUAACAAGAAAUGCACACACAGACGUGUGUGUGUGUGUGUGUGUGUGUAUGUGUGUGUGUGUGUGUAUACAGUGGAUUCUACACUCGUGGGCUCUUCUGGACAUCUGCAGAAAAGCGUUCCAUUCAUUUGCACAGUUUACAUUUUUUAAGCUCACAGUUGUUAAAAAAAAAAAUGACCCAUUAGCCAGGGCUUUUCAGGCAGGUGAGGAUGGGUAUCUUGGCAAAUGGAUGAAUUCUGACGUGAGUCCUGGGAGUUUCUGCUGUUGUUUGGGUGUGGGCUCAUUGCCUGACUCUCCAAUCACGUUUGUGUUGUUGGAAUGUCGUGAGGUAGCAUUGUAAAUAAGAGUCUAGGGUAUAUAAUAGAGAUACAACACUUGAAAUUUUACUUUAAGAAAUCUAUAGCACUCCAUAUAUAUUUAGUUAAAUCAUUUGACAGAUUCUUCUGCACAGUGUGGAGAUUGUUUUAUACCACAGAUUAUUUUUAUAAAGUCUAGUGAGUUUGAGUAAAAAUGAAUUUGUAAUCAGAGUAAUAAGCUUUACCUUUUAAGAUAAAUGCACACUGGAGCGAGUGGUGUGGAGCUUUCAGUUAGCGCCCCUUCGGGUUCUCGUUGAUACACUGGCAGAUUGCAAUCUAUCUUUGGGUCUUGUUUGGUGAAAACUCUGCUUGUGGCUGUCUGCAUAUAGGAGAGUCUGCAUGGUACUUGGAUGCUUGGUUCUGCUCCUUGCAGGCUGGGAGGAGAGGGCCUGGGGAGAGGCGAGAGGAGCCUGUGGUGUGCUUUACAAUUGCACUUCCUCCUGAGGUUUCUUUUGAACAAAGCGUUCUGAGUUUAAUAAUUAGUUUGUCAGUUACUCUCUUGGGUGUAGCAGUGUGACAGCGUUUUGAACAGAAAUUGUAUGGGGGUGCAGGUUGGGGUAGGUUGGGGCUAGAAUAAGAUUCAGGCUACAAACAUUUGAAAUGAGGAUUUGGUGACUUGAGAAAUCUACCAGACUGAAUGAUCUAGGACCAAAUUAGCCAGUUUUCAAGGACAGAAUUUCCAGUGGAGUAAUUAUUCAGAAAGGGGGAGGGCUGUGUGUGGACACAGAAAUCAGAUUAAAUGGAGCACUGCCAGGCCCGUCUUCUCCAUCAGGGCUGUUUGGUUGGAGGUGAGGGGCUGGGCUGGCUCCCUGCUUUCGUCUGGCUACUGACCCCAGGAGCCCAUGGAGGAAGCUCAGAACCCUGUACCCGCAGGGCAUCUGUCCAGUGUCUACAAGGUUUUCCUGCUCUUCCUACAGAGGUUAGCAUCAGUGCCAUCACAUGGAAGGCAGUCAUGUCAGCCUUUUGAUUUGGGGGUAGAGAGUGGAUGGUUACUGGGAUGAGCCUUUUUGAUGGGGAUGUAUGGGAAUUGAGUCAUGUGCUAACUCUCUGUAUCCCUAAUUGCUGGAGGCUUGGCCCCUAGACCCCACCUACUGGCUUCAGCGCUGUGUUUGGACGUGCUGGUUGGGACAGUGUUGUCAGGAGAGUCCCUAAUGAGUCAUGGCAGACCGACUGUGCUUUUAUUCGGUCUGUUUGGGAGUAAAGUUUUACACUGCCCCUUUUAUAUACUUGAAUGAAUUUCGUUUUGGCAGAUUCAGGAGCACUCUGGGAACCAGCCCCGGGUCCUUUUUUCCUAUUCCCCAUCUGAGAGCAUUUCUCUGCUCUCUAGCCACACGUCUUGGAAUGUAAUUCUGUUGUGCCUUUGUUUUUGUCACCUGCCUCCCCCCAAAAGCAACUGCUGUAGGCUUUUUUCUACUUGUCUUUUCUAGCCCGAAGCCCCACCUUUUUCCUUUUUCCCAGCUGUAUUUUCUGGAUGCAGUUCUGUGCUCCAGAUGUUUUAAGAACCAGUUACCUCAGACCUCGUGUUGAACAGUGUCACCAUCUGGGUCCUCUCGAAACCGCAGGCUUAUGACAUACACGCAGGAACGCUGCUGAGUAUGGGUACUUAAUUUGUUUUAAAGUAAAACUCUUCCUGAGGAUUGAAAAGGGGGCUCCUGGCAAGUUCUUCACAGUCCUGUGGUGGGAUGGGUCUAGAGUGUCAUCUGAACGGUGCUUCCUGGUUCCUCUUUGAAUUCUGCCAUUUUCAGUAUUCUCGUGUCUGAAUAGGCAAAGUGAUUCAACUGGCUGGUCUUGUACACAAAUGAGUUCUGAAAAUGCACUCUUUGUGACCCAUUUCCAGUCACUAAAGCUCAAAUGUAGAACAUUCCCUUAAAUGGCAGGAUUGAAAACCGCCCCCAUCCACCACAGUGCAUUUCGGGAAGACGUCUGUAGCAUAUGUUGCUGUGAAAUUCUGCCUUGCGGGAUGUGGCUGUUUGUCAUUUUGAUGUAUUUUAAAUAAAUAUAUAUAUAUAUUUUUUAAAGAGCCUUUUUUACCAGUUCAGAAAGUUUAAUUAACCAGCAGUCACCAUAUCUGAAUCUUUGUCUCUGGGGCACAGAUGGCAGACCAAGUUUAAAGUGGUAACUCAGCCCUACUGAGCGUGGGCUGCCUGCCUGGGCCGCCCUGUUGACCAUGGGACACCAGGGUCAGUGUGUCUACACUGGGUUCUGACUCAACCCUCGAAGCGUCUGGUCUCUGCUGUUUGGGGACUGUUGGCUUCAGUUCCUGCAAGCGCUUUAGCCUAACUGGGCUGUUCUCAGCGCACUGCCACGAGCUCAGUGUAUGUUUAGCCAAAUAAUUUCUCCACAAGGGAAAAACGCGCUCAUCGAAAUUUUACCAGCAGUGACAGAGGUGAGAGGAGGAAAGAUUAGGCAACAUCUGGGUUUUGAUUUGGAAUGUGUUCAAGACAUUGUUGAAGGCUGUCUGGGAGGCAGUGAUGGCACAGAGAGUCUUAGGCAACCUCAUCCAAAAGCAUGAAGACCUCCUGUGAGGGGAGGAAUUGUUGAAAUGCCAGCGUCUUUUUCCUCCCCACCCCCUUUUUUUCUCUAGAAUUCUGUAAAAAUGCAAAGAAAAUUGAGUGGUACUUGAGAAUUGGGGGUGAGGGUUACCGCAGGUGAGAAACACACUUUUAGAUUUCAGUUCCAUGCCACAAAUCCACACAAUGCCAUUUUUCAACUGUACAAAAGAAUCUGCUUAUGAAUUUGACAUGACCUUAAUGGUAGCAUCAGGCCGGAUUUUUCACAUGUUAAUAUUUUUCCACAUUUGUCCUUGAAUCUGAAUGACUUCAUACAGUACUGUAAAUUAAACUUAUAUUGAGUUUGAUGUCAAUUCUUCUGAAAAGAGCUUCUGCAUGUAACGCACAAAGAACACAGCAGAGUAUAACAUUUGCAGGACCAACUUUGCAACCAACAGAAGAUGUCAUUUCUCAUUUGCCAUUUUAUAUAUUAGUUUUACCAGCAACUUCUAAAUUUGUAUAUUAUUUGUAAGGAAAAGAAGGAAAACCUAAGACUUGUCUAAUAACUUAGCGGAGAAUGUGUGUGUUGGGUUUAGGAUGGAUAGCGAAGUCUUAUUGAGCUGUGUUACCUAACUUGUAUAUAAAACUGUAAUUAAAAGUUUGGAUUCACCUGUUUCUCGUGGUUUACAAUGAUGAGUCAUUUGCAAACUCUGGAAAUGUGACCAGGAUGUGAUUUAAGACUGUAGAAGUGAGGAAGCUCUUCAAGUCCUUAAACUAAAGACGUCUAGUUUUUGGCUCAAAUUCAAUAAGUACUGUUUAUAUACCAGGAUACGUGAAGAUGUACAUGUAAUAGGUCACUUUGCAACCUUGUAGCUAUAAAAUAAAAAUUUUGUAGAACAGAAAUAGCUUGUACUACUGAAUUAACAAAAGUUAUACUAAAGUAUCAUGUUUAAAAAAAAUAUAUAUAUAUACACACACAGAGUUGAGCUUGUUGCUGUUAACCCUGUCUGGAUUUGAAAAGUGUGCUGAUUUAUAUAUAUAUAUAUAUUAUAUACACACACACACACACACACACACACACACACAUACAUACAUACAUACAUACAUACAUACAUACAUACAUACAUACCGGCAAACAUCUAAAAUGGCCUAAAGCAGACAUCUGUGUAAUUACAGUUGCAAAAUGAAGACAUUUGGGAAAGAACAUUGUAUCAUAGUUCAUUCAUUUGCAGUGGAUCUUUGUUCUUUUUUUACUGUGGUAAUUUUAGAAAUGAGUGUCAAGUUUGAAAUUAGAUCUGCUACGUUGGGGUUUUGCUGCUUGAACUCUGCACUGGGUCCUCAAAUAAACCGAUGUGAAUGUAGUUUUUUCCCCUGUGUGAAGCAGCAGCCACACCCCAACAGAAUAGGAGGAAAAAUCUAGAACUAUUUCAAGUUUUAUCUUUUUGUAUAUGAAAAUAAAAUGAUAAUAAUAAUAAAA
Molecule: messenger RNA, 11989 nt
Organism: Sus scrofa (pig)
Lineage: Eukaryota; Metazoa; Chordata; Mammalia; Artiodactyla; Suidae
Gene: ACVR2B
Product: activin A receptor type 2B
Biological process (GO): protein phosphorylation; cellular response to growth factor stimulus; activin receptor signaling pathway
Cellular component (GO): activin receptor complex; plasma membrane
Molecular function (GO): ATP binding; activin receptor activity; activin binding
Source: RefSeq, a predicted model, not a curated record